AUGUACAAAAUGGGGCAUGAAAAGUGUGAAUCUAUCUUGAAAGGUUUUAAACUGUACGUAUUUUUAAGUCGAAAUCAUCAUUCUAGAAAUUGGAUGAACUUGCGCGAUGCAGAUUCUGGAAAAAUUCUGUGGCAAAGCACCGAUGAUUUUUCAGUUCCUGACAUAGAACACGAAGCGCGUGUUCCGAGGAAAAUUCUCAAAUGCAAAUCAGUUUCUCGCGAAAUCAAUUUUUCGUCAAAAGAGCAGUUGGAGAAUUUCUGGCUUGAACAAGAAGUAUUUCUUAGAGACCAGUCAAUUGAAAACUGGAGUUUUGAAUUUGGUUUCGUAAUACCAGGUUCUACAAAUACAUGGCAGUCGUUAAUACAGUCCGACUCAGCUGAUCGAAUGAUUCCGGCUAAAGUAUUAAGUGGUAAUGUUGUUAUUGUGACACAUUUCUAUGAUGGCGACCUUUUAGUAAGCAAAUCUAAAGUGCGAAUAUUUUACGUUUAA
Molecule: messenger RNA, 489 nt
Organism: Schistosoma margrebowiei
Lineage: Eukaryota; Metazoa; Platyhelminthes; Trematoda; Strigeidida; Schistosomatidae
Source: the annotation of a GenBank genome assembly